Messenger RNA from Raphanus sativus (radish), 847 nucleotides. RefSeq lists its product as uncharacterized. The coding region runs from base 67 to 642 and encodes 191 amino acids. The transcript has 6 exons. The record is from RefSeq and is a predicted model, not a curated record. NCBI's taxonomy places the organism in Eukaryota, Viridiplantae, Streptophyta, Magnoliopsida, Brassicales, Brassicaceae.
UUCCCAACACACACAGGUGGUCGAAGAAGACGAGAGAGGAAGGAAGAUCACAAGCUCUGAUAAGUCAUGCGAACCUUUGCUGCUCGCCUCGCUAACCAUUUUCGGAGAGGGAGAAAUGGGUAUCCUCGAUCUCGGAACUUCUCCUCGUUGACCAAGAAAGAUGACCUAACAUUGGAGGAAGAAGCUGAGAGGAAAAUAGGAUGGAUGCUGAAGCUUUUCUUUGCUGGGACAGCUACCUAUGUUGGAUACCAGUUCUUCCCUUAUAUGGGUGAUACUUUGAUUCAGCAAUCAGUCUCGCUUUUACAUGUGAAGGAUCCCUUGUUUAAGAGAAUAGGUGCUUCUAGACUUUCCCGUUUCGCCAUUGAUGAUGAGAGGAGGAUGAAGGUUGUAGAGUUGGGUGGGGCUCAAGAGCUUCUUCACAUGCUGGGCGCUGCUAAAGAUGACAAGACAAGGAAAGAAGCUCUAAAAGCUCUUGCCGCUCUCUCUAAAUCAGAUGAAGCUGCCAACUUCCUGGGAUCUAAAGGAGCACUCUCUAUCGUCAAAUCGACUCCAGAUUCCUCUGAAGAUUCAGACAUUUCAACUUACAAGUCAAACAUACUCAAGAAGCUAGAUGAUAAAGACCUACCUCUUUCUUCCAACUGAAUUUAGUCUUUUCAGAAAAUGGAUAGGUCCCAGGAAUGAUUAAGUGAACUCUUGAAUUUUUGUCCAAAGGAAAGAAGCAGUCUGAUUCUCUAGCUUAUAUUCUUACUGCUGAAUACUGUUUUGAUUCCAAUGUUCUUUGUUCAAAUGAAAAUAAUGGUUUAAGGAAUAAGUCUUAAAGAAUGUGCAACAGUUUUGGUUUCUCUGA